AUGGAGGUGGCUGGACCUUCGAUGAGAAGUACUGAGCUGCUCGCUGAGGCUGAGACCGGCUCAGUCCAACAGAAAGCCAGCACAAAACCACACAGCGAUCCUCAUCAGAACCAAGCAGAACCACAGAGUCAUCUUGCACAGGGGGCUCACCAGUUGCGUCGCAUCCUCAGGGUGGUGGAGUCACGAGGGUCUCAGAGCUUCAGGAAGUGUGCAGCCAUGAAGCUGGCCCAGGUGCUGCUGAGCUCCGUGAGCGAGGAUAGCUACUGGCUCCCACUGGGCCCCCCUCCUGCAUCCUGGCUCACCAGAGAGGGGGCUGCUGCCUCCAAAGACGCCCUCUACCCCACGGUCAAACCACCACAGCGUUACAGCACAUACUGCUGCUUUUGUCCGCAGGACGUGGUAGAAGAAGCCGUGCUCCUGCUGCUCAUCACAGAAUCCAUGACCAGUGGUGAAGCGGUGAUCAGCCGUCUGCCGGACCAGAACAUGGCCCGUCUGGCCAGCCUGCAGGAUGCCACCUCCAUCUAUGACCUGCUAACCAUGGUCAUGGCCAGGAGGGGGCAGUAUGCCCUGCUAUCUGAGUGUCUGCAGAGAGCCAUGAAGUUUUCAGUCUAUGACUUCCACCUGUGGCAGCAGCUGGGCCUGUCGCUCAUGGCAGCUGGGAAGCUGCCUGAAUUCGCCUUCCACCACUUGCCCUUGCAGUCUGCCUUCCCAUCAUCCUGGAAGGAGCAAAACCCUCAGCCAUCCAACAGCCAUACAGACUACCUGAACUGUGGAGAGAGAAGCACAGUCGCCCACGCCAUGAUGCAGGCAGAGCAGACCGCCUGCAUAGCGCACAGGUUCGCGAUGGUGUCAGCCGUGGUGCAAGACUUGUCCCGGUCUGCAGCAGAGAAGUCUGGUUUGGCCUUCCGUGAGAUGCUGAGUGCUGGCAUCGCCACAUUGUUUGAGGUCGCUGCCAUCUGCAAGUUUCAGGAGGCUGAGGUUCUGUCCCACACUGUGGUGUCCAUGGGGGAGGAGGCAAGAGAGUUCCUGCCCCGGACCUACCUGGCUCUGGGGCUCAGCUUCAGUCUGCAGGCCUCUGAGGCACAGAUAAAGUCACAUAUUGAACACCUGCACUCUACCAAAUUAUUUGUGUUUUUCAGAGCUCACUCUUUAGAUCCUCACGAUGCUCAGGUUUGCAUGUACCUGGCUCUGCAGCUGGCCCUGGUCCGGCAGGUGUCAGCAGCCAUGGAGCCCCUUCAGGCUGCCUUAACCCUGCAGGCUGACGAUUUGCAUUCUCUCCACCUGCUGACCCUGCUGCUGAGUGCACAGAAGCAUCACCACCACGCCCUGGACACACUAAGCCUGGCCCUCAGCCAACAUCCUGACAACUUCAAUUUGCUGCUGACGAAGGUGAAGCUGGAAGAGGUUUUGUUUGGCCCCGCUGCAGCCCUGCAGAUUUGUGAGGAGAUGCUGCAGCACUGGCAAAUGUCUUAUGACUUCAGUCGCUCCAGUGAAACCGAUGACAGCAGCAGUUUAGCUGUGGCUGAAAAGUCCGAUGUGAGUCCGUUAGUCAGGAAACCCUCCAUCCACCUCACCCUGCCUGACUUCCAGGAUGCCUCCACAGGUUCCCUCACCCCUCCCUCGAUGGCAGCGUCCCGUCUGGAGGCGGCGCUGUCAGAGGUGUCAGACAUUAGCUCCACCCACCGCCAAGGCCCCGCCUACAUCUGGACAACGCUGGAACACAUUUGGCUGCAGGGUCGUCUGCUGGUCAAAAGAGGGCGUGUCCACCUGGGUGAGAAAGUUCUGCGGGACGCAGUUCAAAUCCACAGCACCUCCCACGAAGCGUGGAGUGGGCUGGGCGAAGUUCUGCAGGCUCUGAGGUGCAGCCAGGCUCCAGACUGCUUCCUGACGGCACUGGAGCUGGAGGCAUCCUGCCCCGUUCGGACCUUCACCGUCAUCCCCCGAGAGCUCUGAGGAACCAGAAACUCCUGUCCUGGAUCUGCUCUAAUGUUUGGAGAUAUAAAUAUUUUUCUUCUGUAAAUUCUUCAUGAGUU
Nematolebias whitei (Rio pearlfish) is the source of this 2033-nucleotide messenger RNA. It is a transcript of the gene ttc7a, whose product is annotated as tetratricopeptide repeat domain 7A. The record is from RefSeq and is a predicted model, not a curated record. The coding region runs from base 1 to 1953 and encodes 650 amino acids. The transcript is spliced from 17 exons. NCBI's taxonomy places the organism in Eukaryota, Metazoa, Chordata, Actinopteri, Cyprinodontiformes, Rivulidae. Gene Ontology annotation, cellular component: plasma membrane. Gene Ontology annotation, biological process: protein localization to plasma membrane; phosphatidylinositol phosphate biosynthetic process. Gene Ontology annotation, molecular function: protein binding.